Xyrichtys novacula (pearly razorfish) is the source of this 5773-nucleotide messenger RNA. The record is from the annotation of a GenBank genome assembly. NCBI's taxonomy places the organism in Eukaryota, Metazoa, Chordata, Actinopteri, Labriformes, Labridae.
AUGGCGGCCAACACGGCACAAGCAACUCCUUCGACCAACUGGUAGGUCCUACUUUCUCUGCUCUGGGGUUCACGAAAUAAACAGUGAAAGGUGGUUAUCGCGUCUAUCAUCACUGUUACUCUCAGAUGCUGUGUGAUAUGGUUGAAUGUCUCGCCACGAUCUAAAGUGACGGAUGUUUUCACGCCCUGCUAGCCUGGUAUAGGCUAAUGGUGUGUUCAGGGGAAGCUAGCACGAAAGCUGGCUGACGUUUAUGGUGAUAACGUAGAUAUUUUUAUCUGAGAGAUAGGAAAUGUGAAGUUCAUUCACAAGUAUUGAAAAACUAGGACACGUUAACUUCCACUAUCUUGUACAGCUAUAUAAGAAGAUCAGACUUGCCUCUCAAUGUAAUCCCUUAAUUGGAAAGCUGCGUAUGGUUUUAUCUUGAGUCAAAACGGUUCGAGAAUUCAUGUCACGCAUGAUCAGAAUCUUGAAACAAUUAAUUUAUGUGGUUGAAUUAAAUUCUUGUGUUAAUCUUAGGUCUUACGGUGGAGCUGGAGACGCCCAGGUUCAUGAAAAUCCAGAAUGGGAGAAAGCAAGACAGGCACUAGCGUCCAUCAGCAAGAGUCAGAGCUCUGCGAAGACUGCACAAGCCAACCGGACUACAGCAGAGGUGUGCUUUAACCUGUUUCUCUACUCUGAAAUUCCUUCCUUGUCAAUCUGUAGAUCUUAUGUUGUAAUUAAACUUUUUAAGGUCAUGUGGAAAAUGACUGAGAUAUAUUAAUGCUUUAAAAGACCUGUAAACCCAGCAUCAAGCUUUACCCAGGGAUAGCUAAGGGCCAAAAGGUUUUGCAAGUUAGUGACUAUAAAAUUUUUUAAAAUCCUGUAUGGAAUGUUGGGAGGUGAUGCAUUUUGUAAAAGUUAGUCUGUUUGUUUAUUAGUUUCCUGUUUUGUCCCUUUAAGAUGCGUUCCCUUCUGCUUUGAGUUUAAAGCCUUGUUUUUGUACUGUUGCUAUUUUAGGCCGGUCAGUUUCAGCCAGCAGUGUCUGACUCUACUGCCAUUCAGCAACAACAGCAAUACUAUCCUUGGUACCAGCAAACUCAGCAGCAUUAUCCUGGAUACACAUACCCCUACAACUAUUAUUACCCAAUGGGUCCAGUAAGUACAGAGAUGAAUGUUGUUCUCAUGUUACUGUAACAACAUGUAUUUGUUUACCAGGAUAUUAACUGCUUUCUAACAUGACAAGCUGGAAGGCACUUAUGUCAGCUUUAGCUUGGUAUGCUGCAUUAACAUUGGUUGUAAGAGUGAUUUUGGAAAAGGCUCUCAAAUAUAUUUUUCUCUGAAUUCUCAGUAUGGGGCUGCUUAUCCACCAAAUCAGUAUGGUGUACCUCCAGGACCUUACCCAGGACCUCCAACCUCUAAUGGACAGGUACAUGCAAGACCUUGGUUUGGAGAUUUGUGCAUAUUUUUAGACAUGAUGGUAGAAAGGCUAAAUCUAUUCUCAUGCUCUUUUACAAAUGACUUGAUAAAACUCGAUCUCUAAAUACAUUCAUUUUUUAUCAAUUUUUUUCUCAGCCUCCCCCAGUGCCAGGAAUGGAGGAUCAGUCCCCCAGCUACCCACCCCAACCACAACCUCCACCUCCCGCUACACCCCAACCACCCCAGAGCCCAACUACCUCAGACAAACCCCCUCCUCCUCCACCCCCUCCUAUCCCUCCCCCACCUAACUCCCAGUACCCCCCUCCACCUUCUCCAAAUUCCUAUAGUGCCAAUAACUCCAUGCCAUACCCACCCGGUGACCCCAACCAAAUGCAAAUGUACAAUCAUUCCCAGGGGAGGCCCAACUAUGGACAAGGUUUCCAGGCCCCAAACAAUUAUCAGCCCGCUCAGAAUACCCCACAGCACCAGCAGCAGCCAGGCCAGUAUAUGCCAGGGCUUGGUAGAGGAGAGGCCAAUAAAAAUAAAAACCAGAAACAAGGACAGCAACUGUGGCACCGCAUGAAACGUAAGAUUUACUUAUGAUGUUGCUAAUAUGUAAAAUUUUUCUACAUGGUUUGAUAGAGUUAGCGCAGUAUUUCACAGACACAGCUCACAUUCACAUCAACCAUCCAUAGCAUGACAAACACCUCAAUCAUCCAAUGUAAUUUAAUCUAAUGCAAUCCAAUACAACAGCUGUAACACUAAUUCUACUCCCAGUAAUUGCUAAAUUUUCAGUUUUUAUUGGCCCCAGCACAUUGGUGUUUAUUGUACUUAAAUUAAUAUUGAGGACAUAGUGAGUGGUGGUAUAUGUUAUAUUUGUGUCCCCUACAUUUUCUCCACUAUCAAGAAAAACAUGAAACAUGCAAAUUACAAGGAACACUUUUCAGCACAACCCACUCCCGUACACCACUAGCACCAGCUUCGACUUUAACUGUCAAUUUUAAGAACCAUUAUCACCUGUCUGACCAUGUCAACAACAAUUGUACAUGAAAAUAAAAUAAAAUGCAUUGUUAGUAUUAUUAUAUUGAAGCUACAACCUUUAUGGUUGAGUUGAGCUGCAUUAGAUUGCCCAGGUGUUCAUAAUAAUACAUGUUCUUUACAUGUGUUAAAUGUAUCAGACCUUCAGGAUUUUUGUUCAGUGUGUUUUUGUUUUAACUUGAACCAAAAAGUUAAAGAUCAUCAACAUAAGCGCAUCUCAAAGAACUUUUUUUCAGAUCAAACUUAGAACUCCAGGUUCUUUUGUGAUUUAGACCAGGUGUCAGUUCUGUCUAUAUACAGCACCGGUAGCAUUUAUUGUUUUUAUUUAAUGGUAGUUUUUCUCUUGUAUUUUCUUCUCACAGAAGCACCUGGGACAGCUUCAGUUAAGUUCAAUAUUUCCAAGAGACCCUAUCAGGUUCAGUGUGGUCCAGUUUCCAACCAGAGUUUCCCUCCAGGCGAGCAGCCCUCAGGGUUAAAUCCAGCUCCUUCCUCACCAGCUAGUGCCACAGCAGCACCUGGAGGUGCUCAGACACGGUGAGAACUUGUCUGUCUUAACAGAUUUUCCCUUUCUUUUUUAAAUUUCCAUUUUAUUUUAUCUGAUUCUAAUAUCUUCUUCUAUUACUUUAUUCUUUACAAAUAUAUUUAUUAUAUCCUUACACUCUUUCCUCCCAGGCCCCAGGACUGGCCCCAAGCUAUGAAAGAAUAUGUGCAGCGCUGUUUUACAGCCUGUGAGACCGAAGAGGACAAAGAUCGCACAGAGAAGGUCCUGAAAGAAGUUCUGCAGGACCGCUUAAAGGAUGGCUCUGCUUACACCAUUGACUGGACCAGGGAACCUUUGCCAGAGUAAGUCAAUUAUUAUUAUCAAUUUUUGUCAAGAGUAUGUAUAUGUACACUAACUUGGACAAGGCAUUGCUCCUGUAAAGACAUUUUUAGAUGAGCAGGAAUAAUUUUCACCAUUUUCUUUGGUUUUGUGACUUUGUGUUACCUGCAGUUUGAACUGACAAAUAUACAUUUGGAUCUUUUUAUUUAUUUCCUCUAGACUAAAAGUCAAACAAUCUCGUUGGGAAGCCAUUCAACCCCAGAGGGCGUCAGAUGGCUCAAUUAGCCGUGGUGGAAGUACAGCAGCUGCAGCUUCAAGAGGCAGGGGUGGACACAGACUGGGCAAUUACAGAAAUAUAUUUUCUCAAAGAAGUCCAUCCUCUAGUUCCUCCCGUUCUUCCUCCCGCUCCCCAUCCCCGUCUCACAGUCGACACAGGGACAGAAGUAACCAAAGGCACAGACGCAGGUGAGAUGCUUUUUCCUUUGGAUUUUUUACCUUAGUUACCAACUACAUCUUUAUGUCCUUUUUAAAAUGUUUCCUGUCUCUGUGAUCUCAGUGAUUCUGGCUCGCAGUCAGAUAGCAGUAUCUCCAGUGAUCUUCGACCUCAGCUGUCAAGACGAAGCCAGAGAGGAGCCCGUGGUCGUGGUAAUGACAGAGAAAGAGGACGCGGAGGUGGAGAGAGAGGGCGGGGAAGAGGAGGAAAGGCCAACAGAGGAAGAAGGUACACUAUUAGUUUUGUUGUAAGAAAAUAUUAACUGUCUUGUAAGACCGACUUUUUUUUAUUAAUCAUUGUUCUGAUGAAGAGGCCACAUUAAGGGCUGAUCUAUGGUUUUUGGUACCACACUAUGUGUCAGGACAGCUCAUAAGUAACCUAUUAUCCUCUUCCUCAGAAAUAUGGAAGACGCCAAUUCAGGUGUUGGAAAGAAAAGGAAAGGAGGCAAUGCUGGUUUGGAUUUCCACGAUCCCAACAGAGAAGCCAAGAAGCAGAGCAGAGCAGCUCGUUUUCACAAACAGCUUCGCUCAGAGCCCUUGGUUCUCUCCAUCCAUUCCCUGGACCUUCCCGACGGAACUCAGGAGGGCCUCAGCUGGGAGGACUGCCCCAUCGUGGGGACAUGUCAGGACAUCACCAAGCCAUACCUGAGGCUGACCUGUGCCCCAGACCCCUCCACUGUCCGCCCUGUGCCUGUAAGUAGAGUUGUUUAAACAGCCUUUCAGUGUACUGUUGUUAGGCAGUUGUGGAGCUUUUGGAAACAGUUGUUUUCAGAGUUUGGACAGUUACAGAAUAGAUGGGUUUUUAAUGAGUUUAAAUUUGUGACUUUACUUGAUACAACGUAGAUUGUCAAAAACCAUGACAGGAACAGAAAUGCAUGUGAUGCAAUGCCUUGGCAUAUCAACGUCUCUCUGUGGUGACCUGAAUGUGACCUACAUUGUAACUUUUUCCUAACCAGGUCUUGAGAAAAUCUAUGCAGGCUGUAAAAACCCACUGGAAAACCCACCAGGACUAUGCUUAUGCAUGUGAGCAGAUGAAGUCCAUAAGGCAGGACCUCACGGUAGGACAUCUUCAUAUAUGUUGACUUGUUCUUAUUUGUCUUUUUGUAAUGUACAUUUCCAUCUCAGCUGGGCUUUAUUUAUUUUUGUUUUUUUUUUCCUGUAUUUGGAUUAAUGUUUAUUAUUUCUGUAUUUAUCCAGGUCCAGGGAGUUCGUACUGAGUUCACAGUGGAAGUGUACGAAUGUCAUGCACGCAUUGCUUUAGAGAAGGUGAGCAUAUCUCUUUGUCCGAAAUAAAGUGAUGACACUCCUUUUUUUUUCAACACUGACUGCACAUUUUUGUCUUCAGGGAGACCAUGAAGAGUUCAACCAGUGCCAGACGCAGCUAAAAGCUCUGUAUAAGGACAAUCCCUCAGAAAAUAUUGGCGAGUUUACAGCAUAUAGAUUGAUGUAUUACAUCUUUACCAAAAACUCUGGAGGUAUUCUUGCAUUCAUUUUUGUUGAGUCAUCAGAAAAAGCGUUCAGAUGCGUUAUCAGCACACUAACUUUGACCAUUUACUCUUCGCUCCAGAUCUGACCACUGAGUUGGUAUACUUGACCCCCGCGCUACGGGAAGAUGUGUGCGUGGCUCAUGCACUUUCUCUCCGUGCUGCCUGGGCACUAGGAAACUACCGCAGAUUCUUUAAGCUAUACCAGGAAGCCCCACGCAUGGCCUCGUACCUCAUUGACAAGUUUGUAGAGAGAGAAAGAAAGGCUGCACUUCGGGCCAUAGUCAAAACGUAAGAUGGGGUGGUGAAAUAUGUGGUUGCAAAGGCUCUCUGUUUAAAGCCUAUUUGCUAAUCUCCCUCAAACAUUUCUUCUGUCCACAGGUUCAGGCCCGAUGUGCCGGUGCAGUAUGUGCAGUCCAAUCUAGGCUUCCCUUGUUUAGAGACCUGUAUGGCAUUUCUUACUGGGCUAGGUGUCACCUUUACCCCAUCUGAUCCAAAUAAGAUAGACUGCAAAGUCAGCACAGCCGCUUUGGCUGCUUCCUGA